CUCGCACGCAGUAACCCACGCAGAAGCAGAGAUGUCCUCCUCCUGCUCGCCACGUGCUUCCCCCAUCUCUUUAACAGCUCAGCGGAGGAUCUCCUCUUGCCAAUUAAAACCCCUCACUUAAAGCCCUCACCUACUGCUCUCCACCUUUCUAUACUCGCUUUCGAGCGGAGAUGCGGAGGGCGGUGACCGCACCACCCUCCCCUAACCGCCGUCCGAGAUGACAACCCGCCGCUGUUUCCUCCUCGCUGCCGCCACCAGCCUCUUCCUCCUCUUCCGCCUCUCUCCGGUCUCGCCGGCUACGGCGGAGGAGAAGGAGCUCCUCCUCGAGUUCAAGGGCAACGUCACCGCCGACCCCGGUGGCGCCCUCGCCUCUUGGUCUGCCACCCCCGGCCGCGACCCCUGCGGUGACUUCGCCGGCGUCACCUGCGGGCCCUCCGGCGACGUCGAGAAGAUCCUUGUCCACAACGCUUCCCUCGCCGGCACCCUCUCCGCCGCCCUCGCCGGCCUCCCCUCACUCCAGAUCAUCUCCCUCUUCGGCAACCGCUUCUCUGGCGGUAUCCCGUCGGAGUUCGCUGCCCUCACCACCCUCCACAAGCUCAACCUCAGCAAAAACGAGCUAUCCGGCACCGUCCCUUCGUUCCUCGGCGACUUCCCCAGCCUCCGCCUCCUCGAUCUCUCCAUGAACUCCUUCUUCGGCGAGAUCCCCGAGAACCUCUUCAAGAACUGCUUCAAGACCCGCUACGUCUCCCUCUCCCACAACAAUCUCUCCGGCCCGAUCCCGGCCUCCAUCGCCAACUGCGCCAACCUCGUCGGAUUCGACUUCUCCUUCAACAAUCUCACUGGCGAGUUCCUGCCCGAGAUCUGCGAGCCGCCGGCCAUCAACUAUGUCUCGCUGAGGAACAAUUCCCUCUCGGGAACCGUCGCCGAUAAGGUCUCCAGGUGUCCAAGCUUGGACCUUUUCGAUCUUGGGAGCAACUCCUUCUCCGGAUCGGUCCCUUUCGAUCUCCUGGCCCUCCAAAACCUCAGCUACUUCGACGUGUCUUCUAAUAAAUUCCAGGGAGAAAUCCCAGCGAUCAACACUUGCAGCGCGAGAUUAGGGCAUUUUGAUCUCUCCAGCAAUGCAUUGGAUGGUGGCAUCCCUUCCGGCAUCACGAAUUGCCGAGCGCUGAAGUAUUUUGAUUUAAGCUUCAAUGAGCUCAGUGGAAGUAUUCCGGCCGACAUUGGGAGUUUGAAGUCUCUCAAUGUUCUCAGGUUGGGGAAUAAUGCUGCCAUUGGAGGCUCAAUUCCACCGGAGCUUGGCAGUGCUGAGCUGCUCCAGAUUCUGGACCUCAAAAACCUUCAACUUUCCGGCGGGAUUCCCGGUGCCCUGAGCCAAUGCCGGUUCCUUCUCGAGCUGGACUUAUCAGGAAAUCAUUUGCAAGGAGGAAUCCCUGAUGCUGUUUAUAACAUCACCUACCUCCAAUACCUCGACCUCCAUCGAAACCAGCUCGACGGGAGCAUCCCGGCAGUAAUUGGGGACCUCGCAAAGCUCAAAUUCCUCGAUCUCUCUGAGAAUUCGCUCACAGGAACUAUCCCUGACUCACUGGGGAAUCUAACACUGCUAACCCAUUUCAAUGUCUCUUACAACAAUCUCAGUGGUGCCAUCCCGUCCUCUCCCACCAUCCAACAAUUUGGACCCUUGGCUUUCUCUCACAAUCCAUAUCUCUGUGGCCCCCCUUUAGAAAAUUCCUGCUCGAGUGGUCGUUCCCGGCGAACAAGGCUGUUGAGCACAACCGCCAUAGUGGCCAUUGUUGCCGCCGCGGUGAUUCUUAUCGGUGUCUGCGUGGUCACUGUUAUGAACAUCCAGGCAUAUAGGAAGAAGAGAGGGGAGGAAGAGAUUCUGGUUUCUGAGAGCACCCCUCCACCUUCCACUGAUUCAAAUGUGAUCAUUGGAAAGUUGGUUCUUUUCAGCAAGAGUCUACCUUCCAAGUAUGAAGAUUGGGAGGCAGGGACCAAGGCACUGCUUGAUAAGGACUGCCUGGUUGGUGGCGGAUCAAUUGGAACUGUCUAUAAGGCCAGCUUCGAGGGCGGCAUCUCCAUCGCUGUGAAGAAGCUUGAGACACUCGGGAGAAUCAGAAACCAGGAUGAGUUCGAGCAGGAGAUGGGCCGGCUAGGUGGCCUCAGGCACCCCAAUCUGGUGGCAUUCCAAGGCUACUACUGGUCGUCCACAAUGCAGUUGAUUCUAUCUGAAUACGUCCCCAAUGGGAGCCUCUAUGACCACCUCCAUGGUUCUCGCAUUGUCCAUUCCGGUGGCAGUAGCAGUGGUGGCAGGGGAGAGCUGUUCUGGUCUAGGAGAUUCAAUAUUGCUCUCGGAAUUGCGAGGGCUCUCACCUAUCUUCACCAUGACUGCAGUCCCCAAGUCCUGCACCUCAACAUCAAAUCUACAAACAUACUAUUAGAUGAAGGAUAUGAAGCUAAGUUAUCUGAUUAUGGGCUGGGGAGGCUGCUGCCAAUCCUGGGCAACUAUGUCUUAACCAAGUUUCAUAAUGCCGUAGGAUAUGUGGCACCGGAGUUGGCUUCCCAGAGUUUAAGAUAUAGUGACAAGUGCGAUGUCUAUAGCUUUGGGGUGAUUUUGCUGGAGCUGGUCACUGGGAGGAAACCGGUGGACAGUCCGGGGGCAGCAGAGGUGGUGGUGCUGCGUGAUUAUGUGAGAGGGGUGUUGGAGAAUGGCACUGCAUCUGAUUGUUUCGAUCUAAACCUGAGGGGCUUCGUGGAGACCGAAUUGAUUCAGGUCCUGAAGUUGGGGUUGAUCAGCACUUCAGAGGCUCCUUCAAGGCGGCCAAGUAUGGCGGAGGUGGUGCAAUUUUUGGAGUCGAUCAAAACCAAUUCAUGAUGUUGGUGGCAAAGAGGUCAUGCAAGGAUGGAUGUGUGGGGUUGGUGGGAAUUUUGGUGGCUGAUGGAACAGAAGAAUGGUGAUGGGGCCCCAGCAAGUGUGUAGAAUAGAGAGCAAAAAAUUAAAUUCUUUCCUUCAUUCUUUCUUUGGUCACCAUUUUCAUUGGAAUUUGUUUUGUGAAAUUUAGAUUUUUAUUGAAAUAAAAGUUAUUUUGAUCCAUUG
Molecule: messenger RNA, 3094 nt
Organism: Elaeis guineensis (African oil palm)
Lineage: Eukaryota; Viridiplantae; Streptophyta; Magnoliopsida; Arecales; Arecaceae
Biological process (GO): protein phosphorylation
Molecular function (GO): protein binding; ATP binding; protein kinase activity
Source: RefSeq, a predicted model, not a curated record